Molecule: messenger RNA, 432 nt
Organism: Sturnus vulgaris (Common starling)
Lineage: Eukaryota; Metazoa; Chordata; Aves; Passeriformes; Sturnidae
Gene: ATP5PF
Product: ATP synthase peripheral stalk subunit F6
Biological process (GO): proton motive force-driven ATP synthesis
Cellular component (GO): proton-transporting ATP synthase complex
Molecular function (GO): proton transmembrane transporter activity
Source: RefSeq, a predicted model, not a curated record
CAGCGGUGCCAUCAUGAUCCUGCGGCAGAUCUUGAGGUUUUCCUCCCUGUUCCGCGCCGCUGUGUCCCUUCACGUGCGCAGGAACAUCGGGCUCUCUGCCAUUGUCUUCAACAAGACAAAAGAACUCGACCCGGUUCAGAAGCUCUUCUUGGACAAGAUCAGAGAGUACAACACCAAGAGCAAGCAAGCUGGAGGGCCUGUUGAUGCAGGACCCGAAUUUCAAAAAGACCUUAAUGAAUCCCUUGCAAGACUCCAGCGAGCGUAUGGUGAGGGAGAUCUCACAAAGUUUCCAGAAUUUAAAUUUGAGGAGCCCAAGUUUGAGGAGACUGCGAAGUGAUCUCUGCAGCUUGUAGACUGAACAGAAGUGUACAGCCAUGGAGUUGCUGAACAUUGCACCAGUUGUAAUUUAAUAAAUGCUUCAGUUUGAUUUCA